AUGCAGUGCCUCACCCCCAACACCAGGCCUCCUGAGACCGACCCUGGCCACUGGUGGGCCAGCUUCUUUUUCAGGAAGUCCACCCUCCCAUUCAUGACCACAGUGUUGGAGUCUCUUGAGCACCCGGCAGAAUCCCCCCAGGCCUCCAGAAGCCCGAUCUCCCGUGGCCUGGCUCCUGAAACCAUGAAGCAGCAGCCAGUCUUCCAUUCUGGCCAGGCCAACACGAGGGCCCCGUCCUGA
Molecule: messenger RNA, 240 nt
Organism: Microtus oregoni (creeping vole)
Lineage: Eukaryota; Metazoa; Chordata; Mammalia; Rodentia; Cricetidae
Product: pancreatic progenitor cell differentiation and proliferation factor-like
Exons: 2
Coding region: 1-240 (79 amino acids)
Biological process (GO): cell differentiation; multicellular organism development
Source: RefSeq, a predicted model, not a curated record